Micropterus dolomieu (smallmouth bass) is the source of this 778-nucleotide messenger RNA. RefSeq lists its product as uncharacterized. The record is from RefSeq and is a predicted model, not a curated record. Bases 72 to 731 code for a protein of 219 amino acids. The transcript has 8 exons. NCBI's taxonomy places the organism in Eukaryota, Metazoa, Chordata, Actinopteri, Centrarchiformes, Centrarchidae.
AGUAACCUAAACGUUAGACCAGGGCCAUUGGCGUUAGGGUAAGAACAGAAAUAUAUUAGCACAGAACCAAAAUGUAUGUGCUUAUUAAAUGGGUAAAAGAAAACCAAGUGAGUGUGGGCUUAGACAAAUAUGUUAAGGAUAAAAAAAUGUUAAAAGACCCCAAGAGGAUUGGCCUGGUGGAACAUGGGGCGCUUGGAGUAAAGCCACCUAAAUCUGGCUGGAAAGCUUUUCUGGCACAGAUACUCAGUGUGAAAGAGAGCCUUGGUGCAAUAAGAAGGGAAGAGUGUCAGUGGAUAGAGACACACAAAAUGUGGACUCCAUCAAAGCCAAAGGCUACAAAAGACACUGAGGAAAAUAGUCACUCUGAUGAUGAGGAUGAGACUCCUCAAUACCAGAAGAUAGAGGAUGAUCCAUGCAGGACUCCAAAACGGCCAAAGACAGACGACAAGGAUGACAUGAUAGAGGAGCUCAAACUAAGAGUAAAAGACAAGGAAAAGGAGAUCAGGCGGUUGAGAAGAUUGAAUCUUCAACUGCAAGAAGGGCUGGCAGAUACUAUCACACAAACUGUCAAAGAUGCUAUACAGGCCACUAAGCCUGUACCCAGCCACCAAGCCCCUCUUCCUAACCAAUCAGCAGAGAUAAAGGUUAUUGUGUCCCUCCUCCUACCUACAUCCUACCUACAUUACAUCAAAUGGAAACACUGCUGCAGUAAACAACAAGCCUGUCACUAGGAACUUGAAGAGAACUUGAGAAUGAGUCUGUCACUGCCUUAAUGAAU